AUGGCUGCGGCCGCUGUCUUGGCUUUCGCCGAAAGCCUGAGAGGAGGCGCAGUUGCUUGCCCUUCGAGGAAGACCUCGACGACGACUGGUUGGGAUGAGGCGUCCUUGCGCCGGCAACUGCAACUUAUUUCCAGUGCCUGGAUAAUCAAUAGGCAUUCAAACCAUAAUACAUCGUACACCGGUGCCUCUAAAGAAAGGCAUCUCAUUCUUCCCGAUAUCUCGCCUUCUUGGCAUCGCAGAUUACGACAUCUUCACGAAGAAAAAGAAACGGAAGCGGCUGCGGCGGCUGCAGCUUGCACUGAUUCUUCUUCUAGUUAUGCUGUCCGCCAGCAACCUUCUACGCCAGACGGCGGAGCGGUAUCGCCAUCACCAGCGGCCUCUCGGCGAAAACGCAACUCUUCGGACGACCUGUUCGCCGACCCGUCCAAGCCCUCCACAUCGAUCGACUUUGAAUGGCUAGAAAAUGUGACCCAAGCCGCCAAGAAGAAAAAGAAGGCUGGUGGUAACAACAACAAUAACAACAGUAACAGCUUCAGCUGGGGCGACGAGGGCAAGAAGGAAGAGGACAAAGCCAACGGCGAUGAUGGCGGCACCAACGCCGGCGACGCAGGUGGUGAUGCUGGCGCAGGCGCUGGCGGUGACGGUGAUGAUAACAAAGACAACAAAGGCGACGGCGGCGACGAGCCUGCUGACGACUGGGGUGAUUUCACCACUGCCAAGUCUAAGAAGAAAAAGAAAAAGGGCACCGAUGCCGACGCCGAAGCAGAUACUGCCCCUAAGAUUCCAGACGCCGACUUUGGCGGGGAUGCCUUUCAUGAGAUCAAACUCGGCGACGACGGCGGAAAGCUCGACGUUGAUUUCGGUGCUUCAGAUACAAAAAAUAAUUUCGGCUCAUGGGGUACCAAAUGGAACACUGGCGGCAACUCCUGGGACUGGGCCGGGGCCAAUGGGGCGCCACCUCCGGAAAAGAAGGACGACAUCGACACAAAUCCAUGGGGUACCGCUAAGAAUUCAAAAAAAAAGGCGGAUACCUCAUUCUCCUUCGGUGCCUUGGAUGAAGCGGAAGAGAAGCCCGCCGAAACGUCUCCUUCGAAAGAGGAAGAUGAUUUCGGGUUUACUACCUCUAUCAGCAAAAAGGACAAGAAGAAGAAGGCGACUAGUGCUUGGGGCGCGAGCCCUGUCGAGGAGGUAAAAGAAACCAAGGCGAAGGAACCCGAUGCCGAUCCUUGGGGUUGGAGUACUAGUACUACCAAGAAAAAGGGCAAAAAUGAUCCGGAGCCGGAACCAGAGCCUGCAGCUGCUGCCCCUGCCGCCGACGACUGGAUGAUGCCGGCGUCGAAGAAGGACAAGAAAAAGAAGAAGGGUGCCAUCGAAGUGGUCGAGCCGGAGCCGGAACCAGAGCCGGAGCCGGUAAAGAAGGAAGACGAUGCCUGGGAUACUUGGGGCGCGUCCAAGAAAGACAAGAAAAAGAAGAAGAGUGGCUCGGAGGAUGUUGCAGCUCCGGAUCCGACGCCUGCACCCGCCGCGGAACCCGAGCCUGUCGACGAUUUUUGGGGUGCUGUGACCAAGAAAGACAAGAAGAAGAAGAAAGACGCCGAACCCGAACCGAAAUCCGAACCUGUAAAGGAACCCGAACCCGAACCCGAACCGGAAAAGAAGGAUGACGACCCUUGGGGCUUCGCCGUGUCAAAAAAAGACAAGAAAAAGAAGAAGAAGGCUGCCCUGUUCGAUGAUCCUGAGCCAGUGCCGGAAGCCCCUCCCGAAGACACCAAGAAGGCAGACGACGGCGAUGAGUUCUGGGACAGCUUCGGCGGCAAGAAGGACAAGAAGAAGGAGCCGGAGCUGACACCUGAGCCAGAACCCGUUGAGGAGAAGAAGGAAGAGAAGAAAGAAGAGGAUGACUUCUGGGCUACAAUGGGAACUUCCAAGAAAGACAAGAAAAAGAAGAAAAAGGGCGCCGAGCCAGACCCGGAGCCUGAGCCUGUCAAGAUUCCUGAACCAGACCCCGAACCUGUCGAAGAAAAGAAGGACGACGACGACUUUUGGGGCAACUUGAGUACUUCGAAAAAGGAUAAGGACAAAAAGAAGAAGAAAGCCUCAAUGCUUGACGACCCACCAAAAGAAGAAGCCAAAAAGGAAGAGCCCAAGGAAGACGAUCUUUGGGGCGGUUGGGGUGCUGCGUCUGGUAAAAAGGACAAGAAGAAAAAGAAGGGCGACUUGAUUGAUCUCGACGAACAAGACAAGAAAUCCGAUUCAAAGGACGAACCCAAGGACGAGGACGACGACUUCUUCAGUUCUUUUGGUACGGGCAAGAAGGAUAAGAAGAAGGGUGCGAUUGAUGACACUUCCACGGAGCCACCGGCCGAGGCCGAAGACGACAUUUGGGGCACCGUUUCCAAGAAGGACAAGAAGAAGAAGGAUAAGUCAAGCGAUCUACUUGAUACUACUGAAACCGACACGAAAUCGAAAUCCAAGGAUAAAGACGACAAGGAAAAGGAGCCGAAGCUAAGCGCGAAGGAACUCAAGAAGCUCGAAAAGGAAAAGAAGAAGGCCGAAAAGGAAAAAGCGGAACAGGAGGCCCGCGAAGCCGAAGAAGCCGCCAAGGCAGCCGAGGAAGCUGAAGAACAAGCCGCCAAGGAAGCCGAAGAACAAGCCGCCCGCGAAGCUGAGGAAGCCGUCGCCAAGGAAGCCGAGGACAAGCUACGACAGGAAGAGGAAGAACAGGCGCUAAUUGUGCAGGAGGAAGAAGAGCUGGCAGCGCUGGUCGCCAAAAAGGCCAAGAAGGGCAAGCUUACGAAGAAGGACACUGAAAAAUUUAACCUGCUUACAGAAAAGGCUGAGAAGCGCGCCGAAGAGCAGACAACCAAAGAGGCCGAAGAGCUAGCCGCCAAAGAAGCUGAAGAACAGGCUGCUCGCGAGGCCGAAGAGCAAGCUGCUCGUGAGGCUGAGGAGCAAGCGGCGCAUCUCAAGCCAGAUGAAAUUGAGGAGCUCCUGUCUUCGCCCCAGGACAAGUCGACGAAUGACGCGUUUAACUUUUGGGGCGUCUCUUCGGCCAAAAAGUCCAAAAAAGUUCUGGAAGAUGCCAUGGAGGAAAUUGCUGCGACGCCCCUUUCUAAGUCAAAUGAGGCUGCUUCCAUGAAGCGCAAGCCUGUCGGGGGCAAAAUUGCCGAUAAACUCAAGUCUUUCGAAGCUGCUCAGGAGGAAGAAGAAGCUAUUUUGGUACCCCCGCCUCCGCCGUCUCCACCCAAAGACGAGGAUAGGAAAGAGAGGAAGAAGAAGUCCAAAGGUGUAGAGGUUGUUGAGCCUCCUGUUUCUUCGUCCAAGAAGAGCCGCAAGGAAGCAGACCUCCCCGGAAGCUUUCCCAUCGACGAUGACGACCUAGAUUUUGUCACUACUGACAUGAGCCCCAAGGAGAAGAAAAAGAGCAAGAAGAGCAAACACAAGUCUCAUGACGAAGCUCCUCCUCCUCCCCCGCCCCCCGUUCCCGACGCACCGCUGACGCCGCCACCUGAAAGGUCUUCCAAGAAAGACCGCCCCAAGAUCAACCGCGACGGCUCGUCGUCUUGGGGCGCUUGGGGCACCUCGGGAUAUCGCAAGGACGAACGCAAGGAGGAGCGCACCAGAGAGGAGCGCAAAGAAGAGCGCCGAUCAUCCAAGUCCAAGACUGAUAAGUCGUCGAAGCGAGCUGGCGAGAAAUCCUCCUCAAAGGGGUCCGGGUCGGACAAGGGCGACGAAAAGCCCUCCAAGACGCCUUCCAAAUCGCGCGGCUCCGCUGCUGUUAGCACACCUCCCAUCUCGCGAUCGAUGUCCACACGCGACAGAAAGGCCAAUGGCAGCCACUCUUCGCGCCGUCAUUCCCUCGGGGGCCAUGGUCUUGCCUCACCACCACCCGAGGAGCCGCCAGAGAUGUCGGCCAAGGCAGCCAAAAUUCUGGGUGUUGGAAAGUCUUCCAGCAAGAAACGCUCCAGCCGCGCUGAUGCAGACAUUUCCAUGAGUGGCGCUCUCGAUGCAGACACGGCGAGGGCAGACCGUCGCCGUAGCAGAAAGCUCCAAGAUGAGGAUAUAGUCAUGGUUGAUGCCGGUGGCCCCACGGAAACGCCCCUGAAGCGUGGUACUUCCAUUGCCAAGAAGUCUGGGUUUUCCGGCCUCUUUAGCGGUUUGAUGUCCAAGGGCAAAGCGGAAGUUACGGACGACGGCGAAGCCAUGGAGACUGAUCGCGAUAGCCGUCGCAGGAGCAAGCGGGAUGGCGGUAGCGAAGGCUCCAAAGACGACGCUCGCCGCGAUAGAACGCGUAAGCGCGAAGAAGACCCCAAGCUGGAUGACAAGGAGGCACGUCGUGCUGAGCGCCGUGCCCGCAAACGUGAGGAGGAGGAGCGCCGCGAUGUCGAGGAUCGCGACGCCCGCCGAGCAGAACGCCGUCGCCAACGCAAGGAGAAGGAAGCUGCAGCCAUCGCGGCCGAAAGGGAGAACCAGGAUACCGAGCGCGACAUCAAGAAGGAGCGUCGCAAGUCGCGCCAGGUAGAUGGCUCUGAGGACGAAGGCGAGCGUCGACGUCGCCGAGACGCUCGCCGCGAAGCUCGCUCCACCGCUGAAGAGGGUGGUGGCAAACGCAAGAGCAGCCGUCAGCCAAACGAUGACGAACAGGUAUACCCGCACAAGGACCGCCGUCGCGACAAGAAUAAAAACGGCACGACUUGGCCUCAUUCAGGCACGUCCUCCUGGGUAAAGGAGCACUCAGAUGCGCCUCCACCACCAGAUGGUGGUGGAGAUGCGGAAGAUGACCAAGCCCGGCGUGACGCUCGACGCGCUCGCCGUCGUGCUAAGCAAGCUGGCGAGGCUACGGCUGACGAGGCCGACGACGAGAGACGCCGCCGUGCCAGAAAGGAAGAGCGCCAACGCGACCGCCGCGUGCCCCCAUCUGAUGCAAGCGAGGACCGCCAAACCAGUCGCCGCAACUCGGCGUUUAUCGAGCCACCUGUACGGACGAGCUGGUGGAAGAAGAUUACCGGGUGA
Molecule: messenger RNA, 5013 nt
Organism: Akanthomyces muscarius
Lineage: Eukaryota; Fungi; Ascomycota; Sordariomycetes; Hypocreales; Cordycipitaceae
Exons: 5
Coding region: 1-5013 (1670 amino acids)
Source: RefSeq, a predicted model, not a curated record